Messenger RNA from Ostertagia ostertagi, 3129 nucleotides. Lineage: Eukaryota; Metazoa; Nematoda; Chromadorea; Rhabditida; Trichostrongylidae. The record is from the annotation of a GenBank genome assembly.
AUGAACGCCGAGCCCGUACAUCGGCGAAAGAAUACUCGUGUGAAAUUCCAGGAUAGUGACAUCUUCCUGAGCGCUUGUAUGUCUGGUGAUGAGGAAGAAGUAGAAGAAUUACUCGCUAAAGGAGCUGAUAUAAACACUGCCACUGUUGACGGCUUGACUGCUUUGCACCAGUCAGUCAUCGACAGUAAACCAGACAUGGUGCGAUUUUUAUGUGAAAAGGGUGCUGACGUAAAUGCUCAAGACAAUGAGGGUUGGACUCCUCUGCAUGCAGCAGCUUGCUGCGGAAAUUUAGCUAUAGUUAAAUAUCUGUGCCAAAACGGGGCUCGACUUAACGUAAUCAACAGGUACGCAAAGUUCCCAUUGAUUAUGAUUUUGCUUAUCCCACUAUUUUCGAUCAUCCUUGUUCGUUGCAGUGAUAAAGAAUUAGCGUUGGACUUAGCUGACGACGAGUCGUGUAGGGAAUAUCUUGAACGUGAUUAUCGCGAUCAGGGAGUGAUUCCUGAGCAGUGUCGUGAUCAAGAACUGGCAAUAAUGAUGAGAGACGCUCAGCAGUGGCUUCGCGAUGGGGAGUAUCGUGACCAACCUCAUCGUCGCACAGGAGCGACUGCUUUGCAUGUUGCAGCAGCGAAGGGUUAUACGCAACUUCUUGAGCUGCUCAUUAAAGCUGGUGGAAAUAUACGAGCACCAGAUAAGGAUGGCUGGACUCCACUGCAUGCAGCAGCUCACUGGGCUGAAAGGGAUUCAUGUAAGAUAUUGAUGGAACACGGUGCAAGUAUUAUGGAUACUAACUAUGCAGGACAAAACGUGUUGGCCGUUGCUGACAAAGAUGUCGUGGAGUAUUUGGAGGAUUUGGAGCGAUCAGUUGACAAACGAAAGUCACCACCUACUGCUCCUGCUGGCAUAUUACAGGAGAAAAACGCCCGAAUGUCACAUGAGGAGCACACCAGUGUACUUUCUACAGAGCACAAACGGGAGCUGAAACACAAGGAUCAAGCGAGCGAAAAUGAAGUGUUACACUCAUCUGUGAAGUUGCGAAAAAUAGAAGAAAGAUCGCCAUCACCGCCGUCAGAGGCACCAUCACUGCAGGACGCCUCAAGUAUUGAGAGCCAGCCCAGCUCUCCACCAGUUGUGGUAAAUGAGAAGGUCUCAUCAGGAGAAAGGAGCGCCAGCGAACCUCCUUCUCUGCCAAGAACAACACAAGAGACGCCUGCUGAUCGUUUCCCUUCAUGUACACGAUCUACUGUAUCGGCAGAUCGAUCGUUGUCAUCCCCCGUAAAAACAAUUGGAUUAAGUCGUUCUGCUAACGUACCUGUAUCCAUUGCUGAUGCUGCGAAGUCAUCGGACGGCUCAACGUCUUCAAUUCAAAGUGGUGAUCAACAUGUUUCCGCCACUGUUUCAAUACCUACUAGGCCUUUGCAACAGCCUAACUCAUGGAUCAACCGUGGAGUGCAACUCGUAACACGAUCCGGCAGCUCAAGCGGGUCAUCUGGAACCCGUUCUUCGACAGCGGCAUCGUCCGAUUCUUCUUCUUCACCUAUGUCCAUGUCUUUGGCUACAUCUUCAGGAAGUAGUGUGCCAUUCACUGGAACAACUCCUUCUGUCCUUUCAAAACCGCCUAGUGCUCCCGUGCCGAUGCAGCGAUCGACAUCAACUCCGUCGAACUUACCAUGGGCUUCCCUUUCACGUGUGAAGAAUCCUAUGUCUGUCGAUGCGCAGACUCCCACCAUGGCUUCCUCUUGUUCACCCUUUGUGCAAAGCAAAAUCUCCGCAUUUCGUCCACUUGUCCACCCGACCGAGGCUGCUCCUCCAGUAGUGUGUGGUGAAUUGCCGCGUGGUCUCCAUCCGCAUCAGCUCAAUCCAAGCAAAAUGAGGCCAUGGCAGUCCAGUGCUGUUAUUGAAAGCGAAGCUGAAAGACGGAAUACAGCAAGGAUGCAGCGGCAACAUCGCCGUUCAACACAAGGAGUGACUAAGGAACAUCUUGAGGAAGCUAGUCGAAUAGCAAUGGCUGAAAACGCUCGACGACGAGCUUUAGCUGCAACUCAAAACGUAACUGCUAACGUCUCCAGUUGUUCUACUCCUAGGGAAACGGGUAUUGCUCGGCUUGCUUCGGAGGAACGCGAUUCCACAUCAAUGUGUUCGGAUCGAAGUUCGGGAAGUGUAGAACGAGGUUCAUUGGAUGAAUCACUUUCUAGUCGGGCAGGAAGUGCACCGCGAGACCAACCUGCCAUGGCUGAUCGUAGCAGUUCGGAACGCUCUCAACCAUCGUCGACAACUGCUGCACCUGCUGCACCUCUUUCACUGUCAUCCACUUCAACAGCAAAUUCAGCAGCCUCUGGAAUGCGAAGAAAGAGUCAGGGCUUGACAGUAUCUCGUUCGAAUCGUCGAGGUACGGGUCCCGUGCUGCCAGAGGACAUACAGGCGGCGGUGUCAGUUCGUCAGGUUACCGAAAGCGGUAACAGUACGACGACAACUGUACGUACUACAUCUGCUGAGCCUGCAUCACCAACAGUUCGUAUCUCUGGAACUGUCACUUCUGUUUUUACUCGCCCACCCGUAUCGACCGUUGCUGCUGCUCGUCCCGACGUUGUGCGAGGCUCUGUGGAAGUAGCUUCAAGCGUCAAUCCUGUGAGUCAGACGAGCACCACUACUCGAAAUGUGGCCCCCACGGCUGUUGUUGGGCGAGUACAACCCCGACUUCCCGGUCAAACUGUUGGCAACAAUUCUUAUACUUCGGCCACUUACACAAUUAAUUCGCGCCCGGCUGAGAUGAAUUUGAACUACAAAGCGCUUUACGAAAAAGAAAAACUCGAAUGUGAACGACUACGAAAGGAGAUCGAAGAAAUGAAACGUUCACAGGAACAUAGUGGUUCCGUAACCGCGUUACGUACAACGUCAUCACGGUUUCGAAUCGGUUCUCCUGCUGGCGGGCCGAAUCCGAUUGCGAAGUCGGCUUCGGGCAAUUCCUUAGACGAUGGCGAACGACGCACUUUAGAACGAAAGAUAGCUGAUCUCGAGAUUCAGCUCAAGGAAUUGGACGACCUCACUGCGGCCAAUUUGCAACUUCGUACAGAAAAUGCAGCCAUGAUGCGCGUUCUCGCUAAGCUCAGUCUUCCUGCUAGCCGGGUAUGA